GUCCCAGAAAGGGUCAUUGAAACAAAAAUGCUAUGCGACUUUAUGCUUUCAGGUGGAGGGCCAGACAACUGAGCAGUUGGAACAUUCCUGAUCACGCGAGUGGGCAUACAGUCACUUGGAAAGCAACAAUGCAAGAGCAGAUGGCGCAAAGAGAACAGGGGCAGGACAGGGACCACAACUGCUCAAAAAUAAUGAAACAGUUGCUGAGUAAGGGGGCUAAUGUGAAUAUUACAGAUAACAGUGGAGUAACACCAUUGCAUUUAAUUGCUAAAAUGGGGUACGUAAAUGUGGCCCGUGAUUUAUUGAAUGCGGGCGCUAGAGUGAAGAAGAGAUGUGGUGCUGGACAGACACCGCUGUAUGUAGCAGCUGUAAGUGGGCAUGUGGAGGUGGUACGUGAGUUGCUGGGUAACGGGGCCGAUGUGAAUAAAUGGGAUCGGCAGAGACAGACGCCGUUGCUUGUGGCAACUAAAAGUGGGCAUGUGGAGGUGGUACGUGAGUUGCUGGGUAAGGGAGCUGAUGUGAAUCUUGUGGAUGAUGACGCGAGAGGACCGUUGCAUUUCGCAGCCAAAAGGGGAAAUGUAGAAAUGGUACGUGAGUUACUGACUAAGAGUGCUGAUGUCAACCUUGGGGAUGCUGACUCAAAAGGACCGUUGCAUUACGCAGCUAAAAGGGGGCAUGUGGAGGUGGUACAUGAGUUGCUGGGUAAGAGUGCUUGGGUGGAUAUUUCGGAAAAAUCUGAACGGACACCGCUGCAUUUAGCAGCUAUACGUGGUCACGUGGAGGUGGUACGUGAGUUGCUGCGUAGUAACGCUAGCGUGGAUCCUGCAGAUACAUAUGAACAGACACCGUUGCAUCAUGCAUCUGGAAAUGGGCACGUGGAGGUGGUGCGUGAGUUGUUGCGUAAGGGUGCCAAGGUGAAUUUUGCAGACUUUUACAAAGGUACAUCACUGCAUUUCGCAUGUGACAGUGGGCACCUAGAAGUGAUCCGGGAGUUGCUGAGAUACAAAGCUAGUCCAGAUAUUACGGAUUACCGUGAACGGACACCGUUGCUUUUAGCAGCUAAAAGAGGGCAUGUAGAUGCAGUACGCGAGUUGCUGAGUAACGGCGUUAGUCUGAAUAAACAAAAUCUUAAAGCACGGACACCAUUGCUUCUAGCAACUAAAAGGGGGCACACAGAGGUGGUGCGGGAGUUGUUGAGUAACGGCGCAUGUGCCAGUAUUGCGGAUAUAGAUAAACGGGCACCGUUGCACUUAGCUGCUGGGAGUGGCCAUGUAGAAGUGAUACGCCUGUUGCUGAGUAAUGGCGCUAGUGUAGAUGUUCCGGACAAAGAUAAACGGACACCGUUGCAUUUAGCAGCUGGGAGUGGCCAUGUAGAAGUGAUACGCGUGUUGCUGAGUAAUGGCGCUAGUGUGGAUGCUCCGGACAAAGAUAAAUGUUCCCCGUUACAUUUAGCAGCUGUAAAUGGUCAAGUAGAAGUUAUACGCCAGUUGCUUCGUAACGGCGCUAGUGUGGGUGUUCGGGAUAAAGAUAAACGGACACCGUUGCAUUUAACAGCUGUAAAUGGCCACCUAGAAGUGAUACGCGUGUUGCUGGGUAACGGCGCUAGUGUGGAUGUUCCGGACAAAGAUAAACGGACCCCGGUGUAUUUAGCAGCUGGGAUUGGUCAUGUAGAAAUGAUACGUGAGUUGCUGAGUAACGGCGCUAGUGUGGAUGUUCCGGACAAAGAUAAACGGACACCGUUGCAUUUAGCAGCAGCAUUUGGGCAUUUGCAAGUAGUACGUGAGUUGCUGAGUAAGGACUCUGGUGUGAAUGUUACGGAUGAAUUUGAACGGACACCGUUGCAUUUGGCAGCUGAAUAUGGGCAUUUGCAAGUAGUACGCGAGUUAUUGAGCAAGGGCGGUGAUACGAAUGCUAUGGAUAAACAUCAACGGACACCUUUUACUGUAGCAGAAGAGCGUGGGCAAGCAGAGGUGAUAGAGGAGUUGCAGAGUAAGGGCGCUCGUGCUGAUGUUGCGGAUUCUAUGGGAUGGACACCGUUGCAUUUAGCAGCUAUCUAUGGGCAUGUAGAAAUGGUACGUGAGGUGUUGAGUAAGGACGCUAUUGAGGAUAUUACAGAUAUUAAUGAACGAACACCUUUGCAUUUAGCAGCCAAAUAUGGGCAUAUUGAUGUGGUGCGUAUGUUGCUGAGUAAGGACGCUAUUGCGGAUAUCGCGGAUGUCAAUAAACGGAUACCGUUGCAUUUAGCAGCUGAAAAUGGGCAUGUAGGGGUGGUACGUGAGUUGCUGAAAGAGAGUUCUAGUGUGGAUAUUGCGGAUGCUAUGGGUUGGACACCGUUGCAUUUAGCAGCUAAGAGUGGGCAUCAAGCAGUGAUAGGUGAGUUCGAGGGAGGGUUAUUUAAUUUGGAGGUUUUAGAUGGCAAGAAACAGAAAAAUAAUCAUUCUGCAGCUCCAUGUGGGCAUGUGGAAGUCAUACGUGAAUUGCUGAGUAACGGAGCUAGUGUGGAUAUUGCAGAGAAAGACGGACGGACGCCGUUGCAUUUAGCAGCUGAAAAUGGGCAUAUACAGGUGGUACGUGAGUUGCUGAGAAAAGGCGCAAAUUUGCAUAUUGCAGAUAAAUAUGGAAAGAUGCCGUUACAUUUGGCAGCUGAAUUUGGGCAUGCAGAUGUGGUACGUCAGUUGUUGAGUAGGGGAACUAAGGUACUAAACUGUGUCUGUCAGUCAGAGACACCGUUACAUUUAGCUGCCAAAUGGAACGGUGUCUGUGACUGUCAGUUACAGACACCGUUACAUUUGGCAGCUAAAUGUGGGCAAGUGGAAAUUGUAUCUAUGUUGCUAACAGAAGUGCAUCAAUUAGAAAAAGGUUUGUUUCAAUUAAAUAUAAAUUCUGAAGGUGAACUUGAGCAUGAGGAUACCGAUCUCAUGUCUCGGUUUCUGAGUAAGGGCGCUGGUGUGGAUAAACGGACACCGCUGCAUUUGGCAGCUGAAUCUGGGCAUGUAGAGGUUGUGCGUGAGUUGUUGAGCAAGGACGCUGGUAUGAAUGUUACGGAUGAAUUUGAACGGACACCGCUGCAUUUGGCAGCUGAAUUUGGGCAUGUAGAAGUGGUACGCGAGUUGCUGAGUGGCGGCGCUAGUGUGGAUAUUCCGGACAAAGAUAAACGGACACCCUUGCAUUUCGCAGCUGAAACUGGCCAUGUAGAGGGGGUACGCGAGUUGCUGAGUGGCGGCGCUAGUGUGGAUAUUCCGGACAAAGAUAAACGGACACCCUUGCAUUUCGCAGCUGAAAAUGGGCAUUUAGAGGUGGUAAGUGAGUUGCUGAGUGGAGGCUCUAGCGUGGAAAUUGAGGACAAAGAUAAGUGGACACCGUUGCAUUUAACGGCUGGGAGUGGCUAUGUAGAAGUGGUACGCGAGUUGCUGAGUGGCGGCGCUAGUGUGGAUAUUGCGGACAAAGAUAAACGGACACCCUUGCAUUUCGCAGCUGAAAAUGGGCAUUUAGAGGUGGUAAGUGAGUUGCUGAGUGGAGGCUCUAGCGUGGAAAUUGAGGACAAAGAUAAGUGGACACCGUUGCAUUUAACGGCUGGGAGUGGCUAUGUAGAAGUGGUACGCGAGUUGCUGAGUGGCGGCGCUAGUGUGGAUAUUGCGGACAAAGAUAAACGGACACCGUUGCAUUUCGCAGCUGAAAGUGGGCACGUAGAGGUGGUACGCAAGUUGCAGAGUGGCGGCGCUAGUGUGGGUAUUGCGGACAAAGAUAAAUGGACACCCUUGCAUUUAGCAGCUGGGAGUGGCCAUGUAGAAGUGGUACGCGAGUUGCUGAGUAACGGCGCUAGUGUGAAUGUUGCGGACAAAGGUAAGCGGACACCGUUGCAUUUCGCAGCUGAAAGCGGGCAUACAGAGGUGGUAUGCGAGUUGAUGAGUGGCGGAUCUAGUGUGGAUGUUGCGGAUAAAGAUAAGCGGACACCGUUGUAUUUCGCAGCGAAAAGUGGCCAUGUAGAAGUGGUACGCGAUUUGCUGAGUAACGGCGCUAGUGUGAAUGUUGCGGACAAAGGUAAGCGGACACCGUUGCAUUUCGCAGCUGAAAGUGGGCUUGCAGAGGUGGUACGCGAGUUGCUGAGUGGCGGAGCUAGUGUGGAUGUUGCGGACAAAGGUAAGCGGACACCGUUGCAUUUCGCAGCGGAAAGUAGCCAUGUAGAAGUGGUACGCGAGUUGCUGAAUAACGGCGCUAGUGUGGAUAUUGCGGACAAAGACAUGAAAACACCGUUGCAUUUAGCUGCUGGGAGUGGCCAUGUAGAAGUGACACGCGAGUUGCUGGGUAACGGCGCAAGUGUGAGUAUUACAGAUGGAGCCGGAUGGACGCCGUUGCAUUUAGCGGCUGAAAGUGGCCAUGUGGGGGUGGUACGCGAGUUGCUGAGUAAGGGCGCAAGUUUGCAUGUUGCGGACGAAGGUGGACGGACACCGUUGCUAUUAGCGUCUAUGAGGGGGCAUGUAGAGGUAAUACGUGAGUUGGUGAAUUAA
Molecule: messenger RNA, 4508 nt
Organism: Cryptotermes secundus
Lineage: Eukaryota; Metazoa; Arthropoda; Insecta; Blattodea; Kalotermitidae
Product: serine/threonine-protein phosphatase 6 regulatory ankyrin repeat subunit A
Exons: 1
Coding region: 33-4508 (1491 amino acids)
Molecular function (GO): protein binding
Source: RefSeq, a predicted model, not a curated record